AUGGCGGCCAUUCGAAAAAAGUUGGUGAUUGUUGGAGAUGGUGCUUGUGGCAAAACAUGUCUUCUGAUUGUCUUCAGCAAAGAUCAGUUCCCUGAAGUUUAUGUGCCAACCGUUUUUGAGAAUUAUGUAGCAGACAUUGAAGUUGAUGGCAAACAGGUUGAGUUAGCUCUAUGGGAUACAGCAGGACAGGAGGAUUACGACAGGCUUCGACCACUUUCUUAUCCAGACACAGAUGUGAUCCUCAUGUGUUUCUCUAUUGACAGUCCUGACUCUUUGGAGAACAUUCCAGAAAAGUGGACCCCUGAGGUGAAACAUUUUUGUCCCAAUGUGCCCAUUAUUCUUGUAGGUAACAAAAAAGACUUGAGAGGUGAUGAGGCCACCAGGCGAGAAUUGAUGAAAAUGAAACAGGAACCAGUCAGACCAGAGGAAGGCAAAGCUAUGUCAGAGAAAAUAAAUGCAUAUGCUUACCUCGAGUGUUCAGCCAAGAGUAAGGAUGGUGUUAGAGAAGUUUUUGAGACUGCUACUAGGGCCGCGCUAGCUACCAGAAAGAAGAAGAAAGGACUAUGUAGAAUUUUGUAA
Molecule: messenger RNA, 579 nt
Organism: Helobdella robusta
Lineage: Eukaryota; Metazoa; Annelida; Clitellata; Rhynchobdellida; Glossiphoniidae
Exons: 3
Coding region: 1-579 (192 amino acids)
Biological process (GO): cell migration; small GTPase-mediated signal transduction
Molecular function (GO): GTP binding; GTPase activity
Source: RefSeq, a predicted model, not a curated record